Messenger RNA from Aspergillus mulundensis, 1239 nucleotides. RefSeq names its product phosphoinositide binding protein ATG18. NCBI's taxonomy places the organism in Eukaryota, Fungi, Ascomycota, Eurotiomycetes, Eurotiales, Aspergillaceae. The transcript is spliced from 4 exons. The coding region runs from base 1 to 1239 and encodes 412 amino acids. Gene Ontology annotation, biological process: autophagy of mitochondrion; protein lipidation; nucleophagy. Gene Ontology annotation, molecular function: phosphatidylinositol-3-phosphate binding; phosphatidylinositol-3,5-bisphosphate binding; protein binding. The record is from RefSeq and is a predicted model, not a curated record. Gene Ontology annotation, cellular component: fungal-type vacuole membrane; phagophore assembly site membrane; cytosol.
AUGAACUUUGUGACGUUCAACCAGGACUAUAGCUACCUGGCUGUAGCUACCUCCAAGGGAUUCCGUAUAUUCACCACAGAUCCCUUUGCGAAGAGCUACGAAACCAAGGAUGGCAACAUCGCCAUCAUCGAGAUGCUCUUCUCGACCUCUCUAGUGGCGCUUAUACUCUCACCUCGUCGUCUCCAGAUCACAAAUACUAAGCGGCAAUCUACAAUAUGCGAGUUGACCUUCCCAACCACCGUCCUCGCUGUGAAACUGAAUCGAAAACGGCUGGUUAUUGUCCUCGAGGAUCAGAUCUACCUCUAUGAUAUCCAAACCAUGAAACUGUUGUAUACGAUCGAGACUUCACCGAAUCCGAAUGCCCUGUGCGCUCUGUCACCGUCUUCUGAGAACUGCUAUCUCGCAUAUCCUCUGCCCCAAAAGGCAGCCCCUUCGUCUUUCAACCCUCCCGCUCAUGCGCCCCCUGGAAACACGCAUGUGUCCCCGACAAGUGGCGAGGUCCUCAUAUUCGACACCUUGAAACUUGAAGCUAUCAACGUGAUUGAAGCUCAUCGAUCUCCGCUGGCAUGUAUUACGCUCAACAGUGACGGUACCCUGAUUGCGACUGCUUCAGACAAGGGAACUAUCAUUCGAGUGUUCUCUGUGCCAGACGGCCACAAGCUAUAUCAGUUCCGGCGCGGCUCAAUACCGUCAAGGAUCUUCAGCAUGUCCUUUAACACGACGUCAACUCUUCUUUGCGUCUCGUCAUCCACUGAGACCAUCCACCUUUUCAAGCUAUCACAACCAUCACAGCUCCAAGAAGCUUCACCAACGAAUACCUCAACUACGGGACGACGACGUAGUCUGAGCUCGCUCAGUCAAUCCACGGACCGGGAAGGUACAGACGAGGACACCGGCUCCUCAGACCUAGCAUCCCGGAAGCACAAUGGAACUUUGAUGGGCAUGCUACGUCGCACGUCACAAAACGUUGGCGGCGCUUUUGCGGCCAAGGUGGGUGGUUACUUGCCCAAGGGCGUCAGCGAGAUGUGGGAGCCAGCGCGCGAUUUCGCCUGGAUAAAAAUUCCCAAGCCGAACCAGGGACAGGGGCCAAAUGCAAACGCAGGCCCGUUACGGAGCGUUGUUGCGAUGAGCAGCAAUACGCCCCAGGUAAUGGUUGUCACUAGUGAUGGCAACUUCUACGUCUUCAGUAUCGACCUGUCUAAGGGUGGCGAAGGGACGUUAACGAAGCAGUACUCGUGA